AUGGCAGAGAGGAUGCGGUCAGAUGACAUAUGGGCAGAGAAGGAGAUGCGGUCAGAUGACAUAUGGGCAGAGAGGAUGGGUCAGAAUGACAUAUGGGCAGAGGAGAUGUGGGCGCCCAACCCUUCUCACACAACAACCGGCUGCGUUGAAAUAAUUGAAAUUAAUAAGCUGCGGGGAUUCUACACAUCCAGUGCCGUUGCCGGCAGCAACGUAGACAACUGCAGGUCCCRAUGGGCCCCACCAGGUACCCCAGAUGCCUUCACUAGAAGCCCAUAUGAUUGGACCACCAGAUCCACCACUAACACUCCCAGAGYCAACACAUCUGUAUGGACCACCCAAUCUGCCACCACWCUGAGAGRUCAAGGUUCAGCAGGAGUCAACACAUCUGUAUGGACCCAGCCACCACCAUCCCGACCGCCACCAGUUCCUACCCGCCCCUGGCAACUGGCUCCUACCCAUCCCUGGCAACCAAGUCCAGUUCCUACCCGCCCCUGGCAACUGGCUCCUACCCGUCCCUGGCAACCAAGUCCAGUUCCUACCAGUAGCUGGCAACCAAGUCCAGUUCCUACCAGUCCCUGGCAACCAAGUCCAGUUCCCACCCGUCCCUGGCAACCAAGUCCAGUUCCCACCCCUCCCUGGCAACUAAGUCCAGUUCCUACCCGUCCCAGGCAACCAACUCCUACCCGGCCACCAUCAGUCUCUACCCAUCCCUGGCAACCAGCUCCCACCAGUCCCUGGCAACCAGUUCCUGUYCAGCCCGCUCAACCAGCGCCUACCCGGCCUCGGCCACUACUGCCAGCUCCUACCCGGCCCUGGCAAACAGCCACUAUCCGGCCUCGGCCACCACUGCCAGCUCCUACUCAUCCCUGGCAACCAGCUCCUACCCAUUCCCCACCACCAGCCCCUACCCAGCCACCAACAGCUCCCACCCAGCCACCACCACCACCAGUCUGCCAUGCUGCCCUCUGUCUUAACGGUGGGACCUGCCAUGAGCUGCAGAGGCCCAGUGGAGCUCUGUCCUUCUACUGYGACUGCCCCCUACACUUCACUGGACRCCGCUGUGAGAAAGGUAGGUCUCUAUGA
This is a messenger RNA of Salvelinus sp. IW2-2015, 1083 nucleotides long. The record is from RefSeq and is a predicted model, not a curated record. Lineage: Eukaryota; Metazoa; Chordata; Actinopteri; Salmoniformes; Salmonidae.